Molecule: messenger RNA, 1813 nt
Organism: Penicillium cinerascens
Lineage: Eukaryota; Fungi; Ascomycota; Eurotiomycetes; Eurotiales; Aspergillaceae
Exons: 3
Coding region: 62-1813 (583 amino acids)
Biological process (GO): protein localization to vacuole
Cellular component (GO): vacuolar membrane
Source: RefSeq, a predicted model, not a curated record
CUGCUCUCAACUUCUUCCUAUACCCCAUGUGAGAUCGUGAUCGUGAUCGCUAUUCUCCAAAAUGGCGCUCCUCCAAACUUCCCUGAUCUGGAUCGUAUACGCUAUCGUCAUAGCUAUCCUGCUCGCGGUGGCCUCGGUAUUCAUCUAUGUCUAUCAAACUCCGCGGGACCGUUCUCCUUCUGUAACUCUGACGUGCAUCUUUGCCAUCACCUGUCUUUUGGCUACAGUCCUUCUGCUUCCCGUGGAUGUCGCACUGGUAUCGUCGACUACCUCGUCCAAGUUGGGCCGACGGAAAGAAUGGGCCACCCAGGAUGCCGUCGAUAAAAUCACCUAUUCUCUGACCGUCGUCUAUUACUUCCUGUACUCCCUUGAUGCGUUGCUCUGUUUGCUGGUCAUACCAUUCACAUAUUUUUGGUACGAAGAAUACGAUGAGGUGGCGGUCGAGGCAGGCGAGCAAACGCUUGGGCAGCGCUUCUGGGGCGCUUUCAAGUACACACUCUCGUUUGUUGCCAUUGUGGUGAUACUUUUCCUCGUCGGAUUUUUUGUCCCCGUCUCCAAUGAAAAGAGGGGUAUGGACUUGGAUUACUUCAAGCGCCUGCUGACUGAAAACCAUGGCGAGCGUGCAUUGACAUUUGCUCUCGGGCUUCUGACGACACUUGGACUGUGUCUUUAUGUCCUCUAUACUUCGUCGGGGCUUGCUCUGUUUCCCAUUGGUCUGAUUAAGACGGCACCUUCCAUCUCCAGUCCCACGUUGCGAGCAAAUACUGCACACCAGCUUGAGACUAACCAAGAGCGGCAGAGACAGCUUGAAGGUCGCUGCGGAGGUAACCCCGACCUUCUGUCUUCCAAAGACCGCAGAGAGCUUGACACUCUCACUCGCGAGGAGAGAACCUUGAUUAGGCGACAACGUCUCGUUGAAGAAGCGCAAGGCGAAGGUCAAGGAUGGCUGAUGCGGGCAUGGUACAAGGUUGGAGCAAUAUUCCGCCCAUUCAAGCUUCUCGGGGGUAUUCUGCUACUCCUGCUCGCAUUUGUAACAUGGGUGUCUAUGCUCCUAACGGCCAUCGACAAAGCGACAAACUCAAUUUGCAAGCAUCGCUGUGGAUACAUACUUGGGCACGUCAAUGUCUUCAAUCCGGUCAAUUGGGCUCUUGUUCAAUCUGCCAAAGUCUUUCCCGUCGACUACGCUAUCUUCACAGUGCUUGUCUUACUGCUGUUCUGCAGCUCGGUUGCUGGCAUUGCUGCGGUAGGCAUUCGCUUUCUUUGGAUCAGAAUCUUCCAGAUCCGAAAAGGUCAUACCUCACCCCAGGCUUUGCUCUUGGCAACCGCUAUGUUGAUGCUAAUGAUCUUGGCAUUGAACUACUCCGUGUCCAUGCUGGUUGCUCCGCAAUAUGCGACAUUUGGCCCGCAGACGUUCUGUGAUCGCGCGACGACGUCUCCACUGGACCAGCCGGAUUGUUCUGACAGCAGAGAACUGAUCAAGCCGUGCUCUGAAUUAGCAGAUAAUCCCGCCGCGCAGCAAGUGUGCACCCCAAGCGUUGUCAGCACCUUUCUGAACCGUGUCACUCUCAAUUACCCCUUCUUUGGUGUCGUGUUCUUCUGGGCCCAGUUCUUCUUCCUCGGAAUCUACCUGGUGAUCUUUGUUGCCUCUCUCUUCCGCUCGCCGAGAUUGGACGAGAGACAGCUCGACGAGGAUGCUGAAGAAGCCGAGGAAGAAGGUUUGCUGGCUAAUACUGGCAGACGUUUCAAUGCUACUUGGCAGGAUAUCACGGGUCGAGUUGGCCGAGACAGUGAAGAUGGUCGUGCUCCUGAAUGA